Messenger RNA from Saccharomyces mikatae IFO 1815, 378 nucleotides. The record is from the annotation of a RefSeq genome assembly. NCBI's taxonomy places the organism in Eukaryota, Fungi, Ascomycota, Saccharomycetes, Saccharomycetales, Saccharomycetaceae.
AUGGUGCUGUUGAGAAGAACGUAUGUGUGCAUGUUUGUGGUAUGCUCGUUGGCAUCCGCCUACCUUGGCAUCACUACGAACAAAAUAUUUCAAGCAAUUACAUCGACUAAUGACAAAGUUGCACACUUUGUCGUAUUCAUGUGGGAGUCGUGGUUAUUUGUAAAAAUGUUUGCCGGGGACGCCGUCACUAUCUGUAAGGUACAGGUCAACAAAUACGUGUUAGGGAUGGUGGUCUGUUCAUUGGGCGCGAGUGUUAUGAGCGAAUUUGCCCAAAGUGUGAUCUCGCAAGGACAAAGAGUGUUUGACAUGAAAGACAUUGUUUGUAACUUCUGGGGCAGUAUACUUGGUGUUGGUAUUGCCUUUUACCAGGACCAAUAA